Daldinia caldariorum is the source of this 1839-nucleotide messenger RNA. RefSeq names its product ubiquitin-conjugating enzyme/RWD-like protein. NCBI's taxonomy places the organism in Eukaryota, Fungi, Ascomycota, Sordariomycetes, Xylariales, Hypoxylaceae. Gene Ontology annotation, molecular function: protein binding. The record is from RefSeq and is a predicted model, not a curated record. The transcript is spliced from 3 exons. The coding region runs from base 552 to 1262 and encodes 236 amino acids.
GCACAUUUUCCAACUUUUGCCUUACCUUAGGUACCUAACCUCCACAAGUUAUGGUAAGUGCAUAGGUAUCUACCUGAUGUGUACAUAGUGUGCAGAGGUAACAAGCCCCGGUCGGGUCGCGUUGUAACUCCUCUUCGUAUGUAACCCGUCGGGUUGAUUCUCCAACUUACAUCCCUCUUAUUUUCAGCCCUUCUAUCAGUGUUGAACAUCUCAUGCGGUCUGAGCUGUCACUUUCAAAACAGUCAGGUUCUGCAACAUCCUUACUUUUUUUGCAGCCUGCACUGUUUCGCAUCCAAUAGUAAGGCAUUUGUUUUUAAACAGUGACUGAAGCAAAGCUACUUUACCUUGGCUUGCUUCUAACCCAUUCUUCAUCUUUCUUCAACCCGUAAAACUCGUUUCGUCUUUAUCUCCAUCGGCCUCUUGUCUGGUUUUACGACUUCUGCGGCAAUUUCACACUGCCUGCAUUCUCGGCCGCUUGCUGCUUCAGCAACGCUUCGUCUUACUUCCUGCCUGACGCCUUCGUUUGAACAACCACGGGAACUUGUCUAAAAAUGGCGACGAGCAGGAUGCGCAGAGUGGCCAAGGAGCUAUCCGACAUAAAAGCUGAUGCAGAUAUAUCCGGCAUCACAGCCGCUCCAGCAGACAACAACGGUGACUUUACUCACCUCAAGGCCCGGAUACCUGGCCCUCCGGGCACACCUUACGAGGGUGGCUGUUUCAUCGUGGACGUCAAGAUACCUAACGAAUAUCCUUUUCGCCCGCCCAUUAUGAAGUUUGAUACCAAAGUCUGGCAUCCAAAUAUCAGCAGUCAAACCGGUGCCAUCUGUCUAGAUACUCUUAGCUCCGCCUGGUCUCCCGUCCUCACUAUAAAGUCCACCCUUCUAUCCCUACAGGGUCUCUUCGAAAGUCCCGAACCCAAGGACCCCCAAGACGCCGAAGUAGCCAAGAUGAUGAUAAACGACAGAGAAGCCUUUAACAAUAAGGCACACGAAUGGGCUGUUCGCUACGCCCACGCCCCUCCGAAUCCAAGAUACCAACAUAUCCAGCCGCGGGCUACCGUCGCACCACAGCAGGUGGAUAACAGCAGAUAUCAGGGCUAUAACAAGGACCUUAUCGAUCGAUUUGUCAACAUGGGAUUUGAUAUCGACCGAGUUGUGGAGGCCUUCCAAUUCGUCGGCAUCGACAGGCUUGACGGGCAGGAUUACGAACUAGAGGAGGCUUACAUGGGCGAUAUCACGGCUCGAUUACUAGGGGAACCUUAGGGCGACAUCCGAUAACACGAUAACACGAAGGUUCAAGUCUCAGUUUUAUUGAUAUCACAUACCGACUCAUCUUUCUAUUCAAGGCUCCUCAGUUGACCUACAAGAGAGUCUCGGGUAUUGGUAACAUAGCAAAGUUAAAUUAGGUGUACUGAGUAGUCACAACUGUCUUCGCAGACUUGCAUAAGGAAUUAGGCGUCGGGAGUUCUCGGGUAAGGCGCGCUACUCUUGCAUGAAUUGAAUUGCUCCAUUAGCUACGCCCUGUGGCUAGGUAUAUUUACAAGACAUUAUGGUACUCGUCUUUAAUGUGCUUAGGUGCUUUUCUCUCUACUUUCAUUUUUUGAUGGAAAGACUUGUAUCUUAGCCGACCGAAAAAAAAUAAUGCUCUAGUGUCGUCGGUAGAGAGACUUACCACUUUAUUACGAGGAGCAAGUCCACUACCUUAAUAGGUACCUUCUCAAUUUACCAACUACCACUCUACGUACAGCUAGGUAGGUACUGAUUAUACACCCAGCUAACGUCGUUAUUUUAUGGGUUGAUUUCUUGUAUGAUUCGGUGCGGUUAUGAUAGAGAGUAAGGG